Messenger RNA from Laccaria bicolor S238N-H82, 2724 nucleotides. RefSeq lists its product as uncharacterized. Bases 1 to 2724 code for a protein of 907 amino acids. Lineage: Eukaryota; Fungi; Basidiomycota; Agaricomycetes; Agaricales; Hydnangiaceae. Gene Ontology annotation, cellular component: nucleus. The transcript has 4 exons. The record is from RefSeq and is a predicted model, not a curated record.
AUGGCAGAGGGCUCUUACACUGGCUCAUCUGGCUUCUUCAAUCCCGCUUCGUACACCCGCCACUUUCUCGGCUCACCCAUCUCAUGGCUUGCUGGCUCGUUUGGCGUUGGUUCCUUUGGCGGCGGUCGCUUUCCCAUGGGUUCGCCAACUGCUCAACUGCUCAGCUCGAUAGAUCCGAAUGAAUUUAGAGCAGACGGGUCUAUCCUCAAUGCACUCAACGUAUUUGACCGAGAUAGAGAACUCCUAAACGAUCUUCAUGCCCUGUUGGAGCAUUUUGAGGAAGUGCACAUCGUCGUCCUCGAUCCGACCGCACCCCAGCCCCAGGCUCACAUCCAGAUCCCCUUCUAUCCGCAGUCCCAUGACUCGGAUCCUUCGACAUCUCAUCACAACAACAAACCUACACCAUGUCCUCCUUACCACCAACAACGCAACCAACAACAACCGUAUCCAGCUUCGUUUGAUGCUGACGAUAUGGAAUUAGAGUUGGAUUUAGACAAUUCUACCCAACCACCACCCCCUCCUACACCAAGUCAGUCAAGCUCUCAUUCAUCUCCUUCAUCGGGCGCUCCCUCUCCUCCAGAUACGCCCAUAUCCACUCCUUUGUCAGCCUAUCCAUCACCUCACGCCUUUAUUCCCCACCAUCUGCCUCAACACAGCCACGUCUCGGCGUAUAUCUCACAACCCUCCUCACCUUUGUCAAACUACGACAACAGCGUCUCCUCCACGCGCCACUCUUCGCCCACAGCAAGCACGCAACGGCCGAACCUCAACCUCAACCUCUCCUCCUUCCCACGUUCACACCUAAACUCCCCUGCACUCGUCCCAAACCCCGAGGAGGUAUUCAACCCUUACGCCCGCUUCUCCUCCGACUACUCCUCCUGCAUGCCAGGCGCCCAAUUCAACGGCGCCAAUGUUGACGAAGCCAGCGCGUUGCACGGAGUAUCACCUACGCACUGGCAAGUUGUCCAAGAACAGCAGAAUCAACAAAAUCAGGGUCAAUGCGUCCCUCCUGCCCUUCUCUUCUCCAGCAGCGCGUCUGUCACACCCUCCAGCACCCCUGGCGGCUCGCGCGUUCCGAGUCCGACGACGUACCACCACCCGCUGGCCAACGCAGCACAAAGUCCGAUCUCGUCCGUACCGGCUUCUCCAGCCCCAAAGUCACACACUGCGCCUAAUAGCGGUGCGUCUACGCCUGUGAGAACUUCGAGCGCCACAGCAGGCGCUACGCUCUCCCGCCCUGGCAGUUCUUUAUUGUUAUCCAAGCCCUUCCGGUGCCCCAAGCCGAACUGUAAUAAAUCGUACAAGCAGGCGAAUGGGUUGAAGUACCAUAUGACGCAUGGGAGCUGCAACUUUGCGCCUCCGAAGGAUUUGGAGCAUGUUAAGGAUCUUUUGGAGCGGAAGAGGAGGGAUAAGGAGAGGGAGGCUGGGUUGACUAGGAGUGCUAGUUGUGGGAGUGCCCUUGGCCCUGCUGCUCCUCCUUCUACCAACGAGGUGAUGAAUGAACAAGGCGUGUUGACCUAUGGCGAACUGGGGAAUAUCUCUGAAACGGAGCUAAGGGAGGUGGAGAAGGAGGCUGAGAAGCGAUUGAGGCCAUUUGCGUGUGGAGUGGGCGAUUGUCAGAGGCGGUAUAAGAAUAUGAAUGGGUUGAGGUAUCAUUAUCAGCAUUCGGGCGAUCAUGGUGCUGUUGGGCUUGCGCUGCUUGCGAGUGGGCAGCAUGAGUGUUUGCAGCAUGGGGCGCAGAAACGUCAACAGCUCCAACAACAACAAGGAGGGGGAGGGGCAGGGACGGAAGCGGAGAGGGAGGGGAGGAAGAGGUUUUUAGGCUGUGGGAAGGGGAGCGCGAGCGUUCCUGUUAGUAGGGCUGGGAGUGCUAGUCGGACGGGGACGCCUUCUUUGCCGCCGGUUACGGUGCAUUAUUCGACUGGGACGACGCCGACGGGGGUACCGCCUACUACGGCGAUGACGACGCCUAUUCAGGCUACGCCUGUUCAGCCUUUUCCUUCGAAUGGGGUGAAUGGGAAUGGCGUGGUGUCGACGCCUGCUUCGCCUACGUUUACGGCUCAACAGCAACAGCAGCAACAGCAACAGAUGGCGUAUCAGUAUGCGCAUGUUCAUGCGCAGAUGCAGAGACAGUAUGCGGUUAUGCAGCAGCAGCAGGCGCAAGUCCAGGCUCAGCAGCAGGCGGCGCAACAAGCCCAACAACAGGCGCAACAACAGGCGGCGCAGGUUCAAGCUCAACAACAGGCGGCGCAACAACAAGCCCAAGUUGCACAAGCGCAACAGCAAGCGCAGAUCGCACAUCAAGUACACAUGCAGAGUUCAUCGCCACAUAUGCAUGUGGCUUCCCCACACCAACAAGUCCACUCGCCACAGUCGCCGUCGAGGUAUUCGCAUUCGCCUAGGCAUUCGCAUUCGUCUUCGCAGGGGUCUGAUUCGUCGUAUCAUGGUGAGGCUCAGCAGGGGCAGCAGCAGGGAUUUGGUGAUCACCAGCAGCAGGGGUUUGGGGACCAGCAGCAGCAGGGAUUUGUUGGGCAGCAAGCUCAACAACAGGGAUUUAUUGAGCAACAGCAAAACUUCGUUGAUCAGCAACAGCAAAAUUUCGUUGACCAGACUCAACAGCAGCAACAACAGCACUUUACGGACACCCAUUUUGCGGCGUUGUAUGCGCAACAUCAGCAGCAGUUGUAUGCUGCUGCUGGUGGUCAUGCGAUGGAUAUGUCUUGA